AUGACAUAUGGAAGGAGUAUCUAAACAAAGGUUUCUAAUUUAAAUAAACCAUACAAUGACUAAGCUUUAAUUUUACUUAAUUAAUUAAAAAAUAAAGAAUUAACUUAAAUUGAUAAAUUAAUACUAGAAUACACUUUCAAAGAAUGGGAAAACCUCAUGGUACUUAAAGACUUCUUAAUGAAUGGAAAAAAUGAUAACAUCCAUUUCACAUUUGGUUUUUAUCUAAAAUUUAAAUUGGGAUGCAUGGACCCCUAUGUAAAUACCCCAUCAAUUUGCAAAUUUUACAAUUUUUUGAUUUUAUCAUAUUUUAUUUAUUUGCUAUGA
Messenger RNA from Paramecium pentaurelia, 324 nucleotides. The record is from the annotation of a GenBank genome assembly. Lineage: Eukaryota; Ciliophora; Oligohymenophorea; Peniculida; Parameciidae.